UGAUUGGAAUCAAAAUUGGAAUUUGGAAACUUGGAAUUGUGAUUUAUGUGCGUUAUUUCGUGUACGUGUGCUGCAGCUGUGAUUUGUACUUUGUUCGAAGUUUUUGCUGAAUUUCACGAAUCAUGUCAAUCUGGGGCGCCGAUCAUGAUCUACCUACAGAAUUCCUCGAGGUCUUAUAUGGAGCUGAUGUCGAGAUUUCUGAUGAAGAGGGUCGAUGUGAUGGAUCAGAAAUGAGUGAAACGGACCUGGAAGACGAGGACGACCCAAUGGCACCUCCACGAGAAGUGUCCCGCGAGACGUCACAAGCAGUGUCCCGAGAGAGGUCACGAGCAGUGUCCCGAGAGAGGUCACGAGCAGUGUCCCGCGAGAGGUCACGAGCAGUGUCCCGCGAGAGGUCACGAUCGCCAUUGUCGUUUUCGUCAAAAUCUGCCACGGUGCCUGCAGAUUCCGGGGUUUUGCGGACCUCUGACGAGUUUGGUGCGCCGCUAGACGAACGGACGACGGGCGUCGAAUUUUUAGCCCUGGAUAUCCGCCCAGAGUUUGAAUUUUUCGACGCCAGUGAUGGAGCUGAUCCUCUCUUAGGCCUGGAACCCCAGAACCUUGACUUUGAAUGGUAUCCUAUGGAGACCUUUCAAGGUCAAGAACAAAAUUUUCAGCCCGAGCGUACUGGUUCGGUUCGGGUUUUCGAUUCAGCCUAUGACGCUUUUCGUUCCUAUUGGAGCGAUAAGGUCUUAGAUUUAAUAGUAGACGAAACGAACCUUUAUGCUUCGAAAAUUUCUUCUGCUGCAUUCCAGGCUGAAUGGUUCCCCACAAAUUUGCACGAAAUUUUAUGCCUCUUUUCGUUCUGGAUGAUGUUGGGGAUCCUCAAAAUGCCAACUGUUACUAGUUGUUUUUCUGUCGAUCCUCUCCUGAAAACGGAAGUCUUCAGACGCAUCUUUACACGAAGAAGGUAUGAAAUGUUAAAUAGAGCUUUACAUUUUAUAGAUUCCGACCCCGAUAUGGAUAACAAAAAUCCCUCCAACACUGGCGCCAGAAGCUUUGACCGAUUACACCGUUUGAGACCAAUAUUAACACAUUUAAAUUCAGCUUUUCAAUCAAAUUAUAUUCUAAGUAAAGACAUUUGUAUAGAAUCGAAUUUCAAACAGUAUAUUCGGAUCAACGCUUCUAAGUUUGGGAUCAAAACAUUCGAGCUUCGUGAGAGCACCACCGGUUACCUGUGGUCGUUCAUUGUUUACACCGGUAAACAAUCCGCAACAGAUCUGGAGCAGGCGCCCGGAGUGCUUGAAAGCACAGCUGUUGUGAAAAAGCUCAUCGGUCCCGUACUGAACAAAGGGUAUAGAUUGUUUAUGGACAAUUGGUACACUUCACCCCUUUUAGCUAGAUUCCUGAAGCUCAAUGGUACCGACUGCGUUGGUACUUUAAGAUCUUCCCAUCGCGAUGUUCCCGUUGUAAUAAAUAAGACUCCUCUUAAAAGGGGAGAGUACAUCGCCAGACAUUCAGGCGAUGUCACUGUUCUGGCAUGGCAAGACAAGAAACUAAUAACCAUGAUUUCCACUUGUCAUGGUGCAUCUACAGCCUUGCCUACAGUCUCUUCCAGACCAUCAUCUCGGCCAGAAGCCCUUAAACCACAAGUGGUACUGGACUAUAAUAAAUUCAUGAGGGGUGUUGACAUGAAAGAUCAGAUGUUGGAGCCUUAUUUAUUAGAAAGGAAACGUUGCAAAAACUUGUACACGAAACUUUUUAAACGCCUUCUCAAUGUGUCCAUUCUCAACUCUCGCAUUCUUCUGCAGUCAUGUACCCAAAAAAACUUUGAUCAUUUAGCUUUCCGCCUUCAGCUUGUAGAUACCAUCCUUUCAAAUCAUCUAUCACAUUGUCCACAAAGCCGUAAACACACUGUGUCUAGUAGUAGAUCUACGCACGAUCAACCUAGUAGAUUUGUCCUUUCUACACAUUGGCCUAUCUUAUUGGAAUCGACCGAGAGCUGCUCAUCACGCAACCGAAAUUUCUGGAAGCGUUGCUUUGUUUGCCUGAAAAAUGGCAAAAAAAAUCAAAAAACCCCAUACUGUUGCGAAUCCUGUCGCGUGCCAUUGUGUGUAAAGGAUUGUUUUAAGGCUUAUCAUACACCACCAUAAUACCUUUCUUACCAAUUAUUCACAAACAACUAUUAAAAAACCCGGCGUAAGAAACUUACAUUCGCAUAUUGUGAUUUUAGUCUAAGAAAAUUAGUUUCAAAAUCAUCGAUCAGACCGAAUAAUUCAUGUAGUUUUAAAAGUAAUUGGAACAGAUUCCUAAAGGUGUCCAGAUGAAUAUACUAAAAGUUCCCGAGGGAGGGACACGAGCCGGCAGUGGAGGGAAAGGUCUCUUUUUCAAGGUUUUUGCU
Molecule: messenger RNA, 2380 nt
Organism: Aricia agestis (brown argus)
Lineage: Eukaryota; Metazoa; Arthropoda; Insecta; Lepidoptera; Lycaenidae
Product: piggyBac transposable element-derived protein 4-like
Exons: 4
Coding region: 123-2132 (669 amino acids)
Source: RefSeq, a predicted model, not a curated record